This is a messenger RNA of Penicillium antarcticum, 2400 nucleotides long. Its product is annotated as glycoside hydrolase family 31 protein. Bases 1 to 2400 code for a protein of 799 amino acids. Gene Ontology annotation, molecular function: alpha-glucosidase activity. Lineage: Eukaryota; Fungi; Ascomycota; Eurotiomycetes; Eurotiales; Aspergillaceae. The transcript has a single exon. Gene Ontology annotation, biological process: carbohydrate metabolic process; N-glycan processing. The record is from RefSeq and is a predicted model, not a curated record.
AUGACAAAGCCCGUCGCAAAACCCCAGGCCAUCGUGUCUGGUCCAACCUAUCGCUUCACAAUCCUCGCUGAUCGUUUGAUUCGGUACGAAUGGGCCGCUGAUGGCUGUUUCGAGGACCGAGCGUCCACCUUCGCAAUCAACCGCCACUUCCCCACGCCAAAAUUCCACAUUGUUAAGAACGAUGGUCAUCUUGAAAUCAUCACUGACCAUUUUCACCUAAUUUACGACACGAAUCGCUUUUCUGCUGCUGGGCUGGUCGUUCAUUUUAAUUUCAAACACACCAACUGGGGGGCUCCGUGGCAAUAUGGACUUUCAGAAGAGCUCAACCUGGGAGGAACAGCUCGAACUUUGGACAAUUGCAAUGGACGCUGUGAUAUGGGAGAGGGGGUCAUUUCUAAAGCAGGGUACGCAGCCCUCGAUGAUUCAACAUCCAUGCUCUUUGAUGGAGACUUCGUGGCUGGCCGAAAACCUGGCGAUCGCAUAGAUGGAUACCUUUUCUGCUACGGUCAUGACUACAAAGCUGCCAUCAGAGCAUUCUACUCAGUCUCCGGAAAACAGCCUAUACUGCCCCGAUUUGCCUUGGGAAACUGGUGGAGCCGGUACUUUGCGUACCACCAGGACGAGUACGUUCAGCUCAUGGAUAAGUUCCGCACACACGAUAUUCCUAUUUCAGUCGCUGUGGUUGACAUGGACUGGCAUCUAGUGUCAGACCCUUGUGUACCCCAUGCCGGGUGGACUGGCUACACUUGGAACAAGAAGCUCUUCCCAAACCCAGAGCAGUUCCGCCGUGACUUGCACGAAAGAUGCCUCAAAAUCACACUGAACGAUCACCCUCACAAUGGGAUUCAUUCACACGAAGAUUCAUAUGAGGAGAUGGCCAAGGCCCUGGGUCAUAAUACCGACCAGAAACGGCCUAUUCUAUUUGAGGCCUCUAGCGCCAAGUUCAUGAAAGCUUACCUCGAAAUCUUACAUCGUAAUCUGGAGAAUAUGGCAUGCGAUUUCUGGUGGAUUGACUGGCAACAAGGCCCGUACUCUAAGAUUCCCGGCCUUGAUCCUCUUUGGCUGUUGAACCAUUUUCACUAUCUUGAUCAUGGACGAGAUGGUAAUUCCACUCCUCUUAUCUUUUCCCGGUACGCGGGACCAGGAAGCCAGCGAUACCCCGUGGGAUUCUCGGGCGACACAGUAGUAACUUGGGAUUCGCUGGCUUUCCAACCGGAAUUCACGGCAACAGCUUCAAAUAUAGGCUACGGAUGGUGGAGCCACGAUAUUGGUGGCCAUAUGUUUGGAGGCAGAGACGAUGAACUCGUGACUCGUUGGGUCCAGCUCGGCGUCUUCUCCCCCAUCUUUCGUCUGCACUCUUCGGACUCCAAGUGGAAUUCCAAGGAGCCGUGGUUGUAUCGCCAGGAGUACGAGAAAGUCAUGUCCAACUUUAUGAAGCUCCGACAUCGAUUGGUACCGUUCCUGUAUACGUGCAGCGUGAUCGGCUCUGUUGAAGACGAGCCAUUGAUGCAGCCAAUGUACUGGAUUCAUCCGGACUCCGACCAGGCGUACUCGUUCCCUAACCAGUACAUCUUUGGAUCCAAACUUCUCGUUGCUCCGAUUGUUGAGCCUCGGAAUAGGAAAACAAAUUUGGGAACAGUCAGAGCAUGGCUUCCUGCUGGUCCUCGAUUUGUCGAUAUUUUUACUGGUCAAGUAUACGACGCAGACCGCGAAGUCAUGUUUCACCGACGGCUGGAGGAAUAUCCCGCUCUGGCUCGUGAAGGAACCGUCAUUCCUCUGGAUGCCAACCCAGCUCCUGCAAACGGUUGCUUGAAUCCAGGCGCAUUCGAGUUCCUUGUUGUAAUCGGCCGUGACGCUGAAACAAGUGUUAUGGAAGAUCCUGCUGACGAUGCGCCCAAUUUGACAGUACGCAAAAAGCAACGCAAAUUCAUGAUCUAUUAUAAUCAGGCGGAAGGGAAAGUGACCGCAGAGCAUUUAAACCGGCCCUCAAAAUUCCGUUUCUUGUCGGUGACAAAUACUCCGGCCAAUCUGAAAGUUUUCUGUGAUGGUAUCGAUCGCAUGAAAGAUGUGAAAGUGACUAUUGAAGAAGCCACUCAGACGCCUAGUCUGCUUAUUGAGUGUCCAUUUGCAAAUUUUGAUCACUGUAUCACUAUUGAACUCGGUCCUGAUCCUCAACUCAGCGUGAUCAAUCCGACACUCCGUCUUGAAAGUCUGAUAUUGGAUUAUCAAUGCGAGUUUGAGAUUAAGGAUCGCUUGUGGAAGGUUCUGAAAGAGCACAUGAAACCUGUUAAUGCUGUCAUUGGCACGUUGCUAUCACUUGGGUAUGAAGAAUCCAUUGUGGGUCCUGUGUCUGAAUUGCUGUUGGCAGAUAUUCGGUUAUGCUCGCUGUCUGCUAAGUAA